AUGGCGCUUGAAAGUGCCAACAAAGUAAUGCUGUCCAAACUGAACCUACAAAUUGAACAACUGAAUUGUGAGCAGUUGAUGAGAUACAAAAAUGUAAAAAAUGUGAUCACGCUAAAAGAGAAGAAACAAGUCUUAUCAUAUUUAAAUAGCUACCUACUUCGUAACAACAAGGCCAAGUACUACAUUUUAAGUACUCUCAUGUUUCGCAUUGUCUCCAGGAUGAGUACCUACCAAGUGAAGGAGUUAAUAUAUGUCCUACACGCCUACAAGCAAAAUAACUUUUUGACCCCUUUCCUAAUGCUACACAUUAUGACCAAGUUGAGUAGCCAAAAUUUUGUGCAAAAAAUGACACUAAAUGAAUUCCUCCUCCUUGUGGAUACAUUGACAAUACCGCUAAUAAUGCCAAACAGCUUCGCACAAAUGAUUCAGCAGUUCAUAUGCAAAAAUAUGGAAAGGUUCAAAUGUAGUGACUACUUUGUGGUUGGGUAUUUUCUGGCCAGGAACAAUUUAUACAAUGAAUCUGUUUUGAAUUUCAUCUCCGAGUUUUACAAAAAUUUGGGAGGUGCACAGAAGUUACAAAAGGAGGAACGUAAUCACUUUGCUCCUUACGAAGGUGAGUUCUACAAUGGGGAAACCAACAGGGGAGUAACCACAGUGGAUAGCUUCCUACCAAAUGGGAAGUUAACCCAUUUAGGAAAAGACAUUCAUAAGCAUAUUUUCAUUUUAUCAAAAUAUGGAUACAACGAUAUAGGUGUGUGUAGCAAUCUGUUCAGAGUGGCAAUCGCUCGAUGUGGAUCUUUGCGACCGCUGGAAAUAUGCUCCAUUUUGAAGUCGUUGCAAAACAUGAACUACUACAACAGUUACUUAUUUGAAGUGUUGGUGGGCCAUAUUAAGAAGAAUUUAAGUCAGUACAAAACGAGUACCCUUAUGGACUGCUUAAAUAGCUUGUCUUACUUCAACCAUGUGGAUGAUAGGAUGCUCACCAAAAUAUUAGUCACCCUGCCGAGAAGGAUCUCGACGUAUACUGCCAACGAUUUUACCAAGCUGAUAUUUUUUAUAAACAAUUUUAUGCCAUUCUCCAGUUAUUUUAUUCUCUUUGCAAAUAAGCACAUUUUGCUUUUUGCGUCAAGUCUUAGUAUGCUCCAUUUGGUAACCCUUUUGAAAAUUUUCGCUCACCAGAAUUUGAUAAGCCACCCAAUUCUUCACUUGUUAAAUGUGAAGUUGGAGAAAUUCAUUUCGUCUCACCCGUCGGGGAGCUAUUCAGAAAGCACCCUCAUGAGCGAAUGCCGUGCACAGGCCACUAAGCAGGUAACUUUGAGGAACCUGUUUGAAAUUAUUCACAUUACGAACUUCAUGUCAGUGAGGUACCCCCAAUUGACGCAUAAUUGUUUGGAAAGCAUGUUCAUCCUUCAGAGUGGGCACAAAAAUAUGCACCAGGAAGAAGUAAAAUGUAUGGCCUACUGUUGCUGCUACUUCGUGCUGGUUAAUGACCACUAUGGAGACGCUUCGACCAUCCGGCUUCACAAACGUAUAAGCGAUUUUUUUUCCCUUUUGGACUCAUCCUUGGUGAGGGGAACCCCAAAUGGAGAAUCCAAAUGGCACGACGAGAGGGGGGAUACCCUCACUAAGGGGCACACUCACUCGAAAAAGAAUCACAAUUUAUCACACCGUGGGGAGUGGAUCAAUGGGUCGAUGGAAGAAAGGGUCACAACCAUGUAUUGCAAACCAGAUGACAAAAAAGACAACAUGAAUGAGGUGAAAAAUCAAGUGGGGAUAGACAUCUACGUGAUGAUCAUACGAACGUUCCUCACCGAGUUCAUAUAUCACCACUCAAGAGACCAAGUGGAAAAUUUUUACAACUUGUGCGGGGAACACAUGAAGUGCCUUUUUUUCUACAAAAUUGACGCGGUAAGGGAGUACCACCAUAACGACGGUGUAAACGCGCUUAAGAAGUUGCUUCCACUGAUGUAUUAUCCACAUGUAGAUAAAGCGCUUUUGAAACAUGUCCAAAUGAAUAGAUAUUUUCUGUCCACCUAUUUCGUGGGGCCCGCUCGGGAGGAGAAAAGCCAACUUAGCCAAAGUGAACACAUCAGGAGAGAAUUUUCGUAUCACGAAAAAUCGCUCAACGAAAUGUGCCAAGUUUUGAAAGACCUACCUCAGACGGAUUACAAGUUUAAGCUUGUUAAAAAUGCCAACUGCAAUUCUGUUUUUCUUUACACUCACUACAUAUUUGCGAAACGUGCUCAGAGCAAAGGCAAAGUAGCCAUCUUAUUUGGAACGCAGAAUUACUACUACACCACGGUGGGCGAAUUGCACACUGGUCUUAAUCCCCCUUGCGCUACCAACCUGCUUGAAGAGAAGCGCUUGACCAAGGCGGCCAUAGCCCAGCUGCACUACUUCAAGCUCUUUUUUGACAAG
This is a messenger RNA of Plasmodium cynomolgi strain B, 2418 nucleotides long. RefSeq lists its product as hypothetical. The record is from RefSeq and is a predicted model, not a curated record. Lineage: Eukaryota; Apicomplexa; Aconoidasida; Haemosporida; Plasmodiidae. The annotation marks the transcript as partial. The transcript has a single exon.